CUAUUCUCUGUUUUAAGUACAUGUAGUUAACGUUCGUCUGUAAAUCGGUCGUAUGACACAAUACAGUCAAUAGCAUGUUGUUUUUGUCAGGUCGUGCCUCAAUUGACGUUUUUAGUGGGAACUGAAGCUGCAAGUUCUUGUUGCUAGUCGGCUGAAAGAGAAGAGCACACGUGGUUAGCAACGUCCUAGCAACCGGCUAGCUGUUGUUUACGCUCCCAUUUGAUUUAAAGCUCCUUAAUAACCGUGAGGUGGCGUGUGUAUGUUUUAAACAAACAUAGCUGCCGGUGUAGAUAAUGCAAAUAGGCUGUUUUGAUAACUGUACAACCAUAUCUGAGUCACCACGGUUUACUGUUACGUAAAAGAUGAAAUGCUGUUUAUCCGUUUCACCUCCAAGUUAUACAGGGCGAACGUACUUUAAAAGUUAAAUUGUACGCACUUAGUCACUAAAAUGUCAGCUUUUUACCUGCCAAGCUCAUACACGUCAAUGUAAAUUUCAGUCCAGCAGCUGUGUGUGGGGGGAGGAGGGAGGAGUCCUUCUUUUCAAAGGCUGCUGAGCUCUGUAAUUAUCAUUUUUUCUAACAGUCACCUCACCUCAGAGUCCUCCUCUGAACUUUUCUCCUGCAGAGUGAGGGGGGAGCCAUUAGUCUGUGCUUUACUACCCUCUGCUGUUGCAUUCAAUGUACACCAGCUAACAGUGAACAAGGACACUUCAGCAACAGCCCUAACAAAAGACCUAAGGGGAGAGUGGGGUAAGAUGAGCCAUUUUUUAUAUUUUGGAUCACUCCAUCUUGAUGCAAUCAUAGUUUUGUCUCUAACUAGUGUAUCUGCAUAUAUUUCAAGAUGUUGUGCAUCCCUGCAAACCAACAGAAUGAGUGUAAACACAACUGUCUUGAUAAUAUAGCAUGCCGAAAAAACUUGUCUCCUAUGGUCAACUUACCCUGUGUAUGGGGCAAGUUGACCAUAGGAGCGGGGUAAGCUGAUCCCCACUCUCCACCCCAGCCCUCCCUCACCUUCUCUCUCCCUAAAUAACAGUCACUUCUUCACAUUCAUGUGUAUUUUUAUCUAUUAUACGCUAUUCAACUGGUACAAUAAUUAUUUUCAUUAUUAUUGCAUAUAACUGGUAAAAAUCUGUUUUGUAAAAAGCCAUUUUAACAUGAGAAUGUCUUUAAGUGAUUCAGAACAUUCACAGCUGUAUUUUUAAAAAGAAAAAGUAAAACAUUUCAACAAUCUGAACUGAAACUCUGAUCCUCUCAUCAGACUUCUUUACUUUCUCAGUUAGGCCACUGACUUAGCUUACCCCUGAACUACUGUUAUGACUUUAUCAGUCUUCUAAUCUAAAAUGGUGGACUUUUAUGCUCGGUUUUUGACCUCAUGUUGUAGCUCAUAGAUACAACAAUUGAUGAAUAAAACAAAUUUAAAAUGAUCUUUUUUUGGUCUGAACACAAUUCUGAUAAAACCCUUGACAGACUAAAUUCACUUUCAAGAGUGAACCCCUUCACCCAAUGUGCUUCUUAACCUUCACAGACUCCAUGAAUUCAUGCCCAUCUUCUAAGUAUUUGGUCACAUGAUCAAUUUCUUUUACCAUUUCCAAGCUACAGAGGCUGGCUUAAUUUACCCUUUGGUUCAAUUUACCCCACUCUCCCCUAUGUUAAACAUUUACUUUAAUUCACAUGAAUUCAACCAGGUGUAUAAUUGUUUCCUAAUAAAGAAAAAAAUGAGUUACUCAGGCCAGAAUAUUAGUGGCAAAGCCAUAAUAGGCUACACUGUUGACAUUAACUAGUCAUAGCUGUUACCAUUCUCUGCGUCAGUCUUUAGUAAAUUAAUCAUUGGUUUCAGCGUGGACUACAGUAUCAUGAGUAAGUACAUGUGACUGUGACUGUUUUGCAUGUCAUCGAAAACAAAGGUAAAAAUAGACAUUUCAUAAUGUUUACUGGAAAUUCAAUGUUGUCACAGAAAAACUUAACAUCAGCGAACUUUAUGAAACUCUGGGUAUGUCACUCGCAAAGACGUGUGUUGCACCCUGAAGUCACUGCUAACUGAGAGACACAGCAGUCCCUUCACCUUGAUGAUAUCACCGCUGUGAAAUGCUGUGGUAAGAGGCUGUAUUUGCUCUGUUUGAAGCACACACAAAAAACAGAUUAUGUGCACAUUAUUUACAUUAAGAUAACUUCAAGCUCAAAAGGGUAGAUAUAGCUCAUAAAAUUUCAGAGUAAUGUUUCUCUUUCUUACUGAGGACUCAGGGGUUUUGUGGCGUCUGACAUGCCUUACUCUCGUGGAUUGUGUAAUACAUUGUGACGCAGCCACACCUUUCCACACCCCCUAACAAAGAGAAGUUACAGUCAAGCCAGGCUUAAACAUAUAAGUGAGUCGCCAGCAGCUAUGGAGUAAAUCCUCUGCGGGACAGAACAAGUAUCAGACCUUACAGAAACAUGCUAUGGACAAUUUUCUUACUUCUCAAUGGAUUGCUGAUAUUGGUUCUUAUCUACUCCAGCCGCACAAGGUAAAGCCACUUACUAAUGUAUUUCCUUGAUUUUUAGAGAUGGAGACAGGAUGUCUGCACAGUAAUCCUGAUACUCUUUCUUUUAUGCUGAUACUUAAAAGAACAUUUGUCAUUUUUAUAUUUUAUUAAAUCAAAGGUUAACUUUGUACAAGUUAAUAUUGUUAGUAUCUUCAAUUAUAUGAUUGAUUUAAAUAAAUUGAUACUAUUUCUGUGUUUCUAUGUGUAUCUUAAGUUGUGUCCUUGAUACCAGAUAGUAGUACUUAAUUAUUUUCAUUGUAAAUAGGAUGACCUAUGUGCUGCAUGACUUUUGCCAAACAAAAAAGAUGUUACUUCACUUCAUACUUCCUGCAAACCUGUUAGUUGAGAUUUUAAGAAUGAAUAGACAGCAGUGGACCCAUUCUGUCACACUGUUGCAGUUUUAAUGAGUUUUCAUGUAUGUGACAGACAGAAAAAUGAGCCCCCGCUGGACAAAGGUUUAAUUCCAUGGCUGGGCCACGCUCUGGAGUUUGGAAAAGAUGCUGCAAAGUUUUUGGCUCGGAUGAAAGACAAACAUGGAGACAUCUUCACUGUAAGUCCUGAGAUAUACCCUGUAAUGCAGAACCUUUAGCUCUAUAAUCUUUAAUGUAUGAGGACAUGAGAGGCCCCUUUUUAAGACUGAGUAACGUGUCAUCAUGAGUCGUUAAAAUUACUACCUGAUGAUUAGAUGUUCUUGCACACAAGAGCAGGAAGUCUGCGCUCUGGUUUGAUAUCCAGAGGAAAAUUCUGUAAUGCAAUGGAGGUUUCUGCUCAUGAAUAUCAAAAUAUUUACUCCAAAAAGACACUGUUUGUUUAACCUGGUUUUAAUAACAGAACUUAGGAGAUAGCUUCAAAUUAAGACUAAGUUUGAUCGACUACAAAGAGCAAGAACAGGAGAAAAAAGUUGCAUUUGAAAACAACUAGUUUUGAAGAAACUACAUUGUCCCCUCACAGGUCUGUGUUGCUGGUCAUUACGUGACGGUGCUCUUAGACCCAAACUCUUUCGACGGGGUGCUUAACGACACCAUCUGCUUGGACUUUUCCCGCAGCAAAAAGCAGCUGUUAGAAAAGAUCUUCUGCCUGCAGCUGCCGAGCAUCAAACCUACAGCAGAGAGGAAAUGGAUGGAACAGUAAGACAUAUCUCUUUGAAUGCAGACAUCAUGCUUCGGGAGUGAGCGGGGGAAGUUUUGUCUGAAAUGUGUGCUGCAAAUCUUAAAGGAUGUCUCUUUCACCCCUCAGGCAUUUUCGAGGUCUGAAUCUCUCCAAGCUCAACAGCUCUAUGAGCGUUCACCUCCAGAAUCUGCUGCUGAGUGACCAAAAAUGCUGCAGCCCUUCACAGUGGACAAAGGAUGGACUGUUCAGCCUUUGCUACAGUCUACUUUUCAGGUAUCACAUAACUUUGCAGCUCAGAUUCACUGUGAUUCAUCUAAUAUUCGUGUUUACACUACCAGGAGUGGCAGACAGGCAGAUUUUUUACUCUAUUUCUGUGUUCAGGGCUGGAUAUUUGACACUGUUUGAGAAACAAGAAAAUGCGUCUGUGGUCUACGAAGAGUUUCGCAAGUUCGAUCAUCUUCUCACCAAACUGGCUCGCUGCUCACUUAAACGAGGUAAUGUAACCCUCAUUUCUUUUCCCUUUAUUUGUCAACUUAUGAUUGCAAACUGUAUGAGACAUUGUACUCAAAGUGUGCAAUUCACAAACAUGAAAAGUUUUGAGUGAUUUGCUGUAAACCCCACAUUCAACACAUGUCUGAUUACUGGAUAACUCUUGUUUAUUAUCAUUAAAGAAACCCAAACACUGAAAAGUUUCUUAUUUUCAGCCAUAACACUGUAUAAUGUGGUAAAGUACACGUAAAUGUUUCAGUAUUAUUAUCUAUUCAGCUGAGUAAUUAAUGAUUUUUGUCCAAAAGGGGAAAGUCAAAUAGCCACCCUGUCCCGUGAACGACUGUGGGAGCUUCUCUCACCAAACUGUCUGAACAGCGAGUCAGAAUCAAAGUCCUGGCAACAAAGCUACCAUCACUUUCUGCAGCAGGAGGGAGCAGAUGCAGAAAUGCAGAAAAGAGCGUUCCUUCUGCAGCUGUGGACCACACAAGUGAGAACAACUUUCUUUUUUAUCAUCUGUCUCCUUCCUUCUCCCUUCAAACACACAAACAAGGCCACACAUUGAUACCAAAACACACUCGCUAUCCACACCCAGGCUGCAUACUUGAAUUCCACUUCAAGGUGCUCAGCCUGCCAACAAUGAGGCAGUUAAAAGCUGUGGAUUCCUCUCUGCCAGUUACUCACAACUGCCUGCCCCAACCUGUAUCUCAGAGAGAAUUUUUGCCAUUUCUGAUCAUGUGAAUCAGUUUCCCAUGACAUGCUUUCUUAGUUGUGGUUUCGUAACGACAUUCGAGUACAGUGCUUUCUAAAAAUUGUAUUAGUCAGCUGGAGUUGCUUCCCCUUUUCUUUCUGUACAUAGUUUAAUGCAAUAGUUUAAUGCAAUAACAAGCGGAUAUUGCACUGUGUUGCACUGGUGAUUACACUGCAGGUCCUCUUGUGAUGCAGUUAAGUCUGUGCGGACGGAUACAAAACUUAAUAUUGUCAGGCUCAACUUCACCACUCACUUCUCUGUGGCGCUUAACAUAAUCAGCGAAUAGAUCCUCUUGGUUAUCGAAAAGUAUACGGAGCACAUGGACUCAAUUAUUAUCUAUAUUAAUGUAGGUGUAGAUGUAAGUUUGUGUUUUCCCUCCCCUCAGACAAGUUCAGAGCAAUAUACUGGCAUUGCUUUGCACCACCAGGAGGGGGAGCAAGAUGACUGUUUGGUUGUCUUCUGUCCCCUCUCCUGCUGCUGUACUGCUGAUGUAGGGUUCAAUACUUUAACCAGCUUUGCCAGAUCUCAUAUGGUGAGCCCUUCAGGUGCCCCCGUUGGUUUUGGAGAGACCAUCUUUCCUUCAGCAUGUUUUAAUGUUUUGUAUUGUAUUAUCCUGUCAGCUGGGACAUUGGAACACACAGUCUGGGAAUGAAACUGGAGCAGCACUGCAGAGAAAUCAGGGAUUAGAUGUGAGACUGGUGAGAGGUGCCAGGAUUGGUGAAUACAUGUGUUAAUUCUGCAAACACCGGUGGCUGCUGUUCUCACUACAUUUGUAAACAAAUGAGCUGCACCUUUGAUAGCACCCUCCCUUGUCUUCUGACCUCUUAAAGCACUUUUGCACCUCAUGCGACAUUAACCCAUUCACACCUCAUUUAUAACCUAAUGGCUGAUACAUUUAUAACCAAAAACAAUAGUCUGGGAAUUCACCUUCAUCAAGAGUAAACCACACUUAUGCCAAUCCUAUAAUUUUACUACCAAAAUGCAGCAGGGUGAAACCUGUGUCCAAAGGUUACCAAAAUUUGCCAAAUAAGGGGUGACCAUACGUCCUCUUUUUACCCGAUGUUAUAGGAAAGCCUGUUUCCACCAGUGAAAAAAAAAGAUGAUGAGAUAAAAUGUCGUCUUUUUUUAAUUUUUAAUUUUUGGGAAUUCAGAAUGUAAGUUAGAAGCAUGUGAAAAAAACUUGACCCGACCCAUAAAACCCUCAAAAUUCUUUGUGCCCAUGCACACAACUCCGCCCACGUAGUAGUGUCCUCUUAUUUGGGAUUCAGAAUAUGCUCCCCCUACCAAAUAUGAAGCCUACGGACAUGCUAAUGGUAUCAAUCUAAAACUAUCUCCCCAACUUUUCCUUGAUGAAGCCCUCACCCUGCUGCUGAUAGACCUGAGAAGUAGAAACGCAAUUUAAAACAUUUUUGGUCGCACUUUUUGUGCGUUUGCCCUGACUGUCAAUAGAGAUCUGACCUGAGAGGUGCAGAGGUAAGAAGAACAGCUCCCCUAACACAUAGCAAUUACCGUCUGACAGGUUCAGGUGUCUCUUCCUGAUGAGCUGACAGACUGCAGUAUCUCCAACUGGCUCCUCAUAUACUGGUUAUAUUCAUUUUCACAAAGAGCAGUGAGGGAAUGUCGGUUGAAUAUUCUAAAACUUGAACAAAGAAUCAGACUUAUUUUGUGUUAUUUGCACUGUAUUGACCACAAGUUUAGACUGAAGUUUGCACAGAUUUAAUGGUACGUGUUUCUGAUGUUUGUUUUUUUGUUCUUUAAGUGCAAUGCUGGACCUUCUGCCUUUUGGCUCCUUGGCUUCUUGCUCACUCACCCUGAGGCGAUGGAGGCUGUUAAAACAGAAAUCAGGGGCCUUAACCUCCAGAACCCCCACACUGACCCGCUGAAAGCACACAACACACCUGUGUUUGGUAGGUAGCAGCUGCUUCUCCCUCUUUACUAAUUCAACUGAGCUCCUCCAGAUUUUGUUUUAGCUUGUUGGAGAAGACAAGAAAAGUGCUGUACGGCGGAGGUACGGCAGUGACAUGAAGUUUUUGACCUUUGAUUUAAUUAAAAUAUGAUUGCCUUUUUCAUAUAACCAUAUCUGUGCGAAUGAUUGUACCUGUCCAAAUGAAGCCAGAGGGCACGACUGAUUUAAUUCGCGCUGACAGCCCUCUGACAUCAUCCACUCAGCUUGUCCUUUCCAUUUUUGCAGAUAGCGUCCUGAGUGAGACCCUACGGCUUACAGCAGCCGUGAUGAUCAGCAGAGAGGUGGUGCAGGACAAGAUCCUCCGUAUGGCGAGCGGACAGGAGUACCACCUCAGGCGGGGGGACAGAGUUUGUCUGUUCCCCUUCCUGAGCCCUCAGAACGACCCACUGAUACACCAGCAACCAGAGGUACACGGACCACAAUCAAAGCAGUGACCAAAGAAACAUAGAAAUAUAGUUUUUUUUUAAUUUUGAGCUUAGUCAGAUGAUGCAGGUGCACAUACUUUGAGUUCUUGUUGAGGCUAAUGUGGAGGUUUUACAUCCUUAAGCCUCUUAACCCCUGCAACUUACUUAAAACCAGGUCCCAGAGAUGAUUCAUUUGUCUUCCCCAAUCCUUAGCGGUGACAGAUACAAGACAUUUUAAACAGAUAUAUAGUGCUGGAGGCACAAGAUCAAACCUGUUUGUUUUACUUUUUAAUGCAAAAAUCUAACCAAGGUUUUAAACUUCUUUUAUUGUCUUAUCUGAACCAGAGUUUCAAGUACGAUCGCUUCCUAAAUGAGGACAUGACAGUGAGGGACAAGUUCUACAAGGACGGUAAACGGCUGAAGUAUCACACCGUGCCCUGGGGUGCAGGAAGAAACAUCUGCGUUGGUAAAGACUUUGCCGUUUCAGCCAUUAAACAGUAAGUGAAUAAAAGAACCACCGUUUUUAUAUUUCCCUUUUUAGAUGUAUAUCUUUCCAUGUUGUAUCGUGGUUUUGUAAAACACUACAUUCGCGAUCAAAGCAUUUCUUGCAAUUUCAUCCCAAUUACCAGAGUAGAGACUGUAGAAAUCCUUCUCCACAUAAUAUAAGCACUAUUAUCAUUAGAGUCCUGCUUUCAUGUCUCUUUUCAUCACUUAGAACAAGCUGUAAUGUAGUAAUGCUUACACUCUGUAAUGAGCAGAGAGGCUGAGGGCAGCAGAGGAGAGUCAAUUGGGAGGAAGUGUCUUUUGUCAUACAUCAUAUCCAGUUACAGAGGUUAAAGGUCAAUCCGUGUUAUCCGUAAAGGGGGGGAAAGGUUGUGUAAUAUUGAUGUGUAGACUGGAGCCACAUGGAGAGCUACUUAUGCUCAAAUAUACAGCUGUUAUUUCUGGAUGUUAGAUUAGCUUGAGUCGAUUUUCUCUCAGAUUAUUGCUGAUUUUUUUUCUCGUAUUAAUGUUGUUUGAUGAACCAAGCUUCUUAUUCCCCCCUCUUGUGUCUGCAGAUUUGUGUUCUUGUUCCUGACUCAUCUUGAUCUGGAGUUGUGUGACCCAGAGGCUAAACUGCCUCCAGUGAACACAAGCCGCUAUGGCUUUGGGAUGCUGCAGCCGGAUGGAGACCUGCAGAUCCGGUACAGACUGAAGAGGACACAGCAUGAAAUGUGAUUAAAUCAAUCCAAAAUGUCCAUCCACAAACCUUGUUGUAAAUAAUGUAGCACUAUUUAUUCUAUUUUUUAUCUGGUCUGUAGAUGUUUAUAUUUAAUUUUGUUAUGUUUUUAAAGUUUUCAAUAAAUAUGACAAAAGCAGACUUACAUUUUGCUCGUUUCGGAGCUUAAACAUCCUGUAAAAA
This is a messenger RNA of Xyrichtys novacula (pearly razorfish), 8637 nucleotides long. Lineage: Eukaryota; Metazoa; Chordata; Actinopteri; Labriformes; Labridae. The record is from the annotation of a GenBank genome assembly.